Molecule: messenger RNA, 3720 nt
Organism: Pleuronectes platessa (European plaice)
Lineage: Eukaryota; Metazoa; Chordata; Actinopteri; Pleuronectiformes; Pleuronectidae
Gene: nherf2
Product: Na(+)/H(+) exchange regulatory cofactor NHE-RF2
Exons: 6
Coding region: 624-1877 (417 amino acids)
Biological process (GO): protein localization to plasma membrane
Cellular component (GO): apical plasma membrane
Molecular function (GO): signaling receptor binding; protein-membrane adaptor activity
Source: RefSeq, a predicted model, not a curated record
ACUGUCCUGACACCUUGGCUGCCUUAUGUGCACUCAUGUCAUCCCCAAACAAACGAACCUUGUCUCCUUUGCGCUAACUCCUCGGACAGGUAAUGGGCGGCUGCGCUGAGUCGUCAGGUGUGAGCUCAGAGAGGAAGGGGGGGGGGGGGUGAUUGUAGUGGCAUCUGCCGUCGACGCCUCCUCACUCACUCUCACCGGGUCGGACAGGACACCAGCCUGGUUGACGAGAAGAAUUAAGUGUUACGUGCGAGGAAAAGCUUUCUAAUCUCUGAUCGCUUGGAUUAUUGCUCCAAUGGACGGGAUUUAGCCCCUGUCCGUGCUUUUUGGACACUAUUUUACGCACAGCGCGCACCGCCUUUUCUGCGGUCGUAUCCGCGCCCUUAGCAUUCCUGCACAAUGGAUUAAGCACUCAUUAGUUUUAACCUAGUUUUUGAUUUUCUCUUUGAAUCUUUUUUGGAUUAUUUAUGGACUCGCAUCAUGCUAAAUGAGGUGAUCUUUUGGUCACUGCAGGGCGCAGCCGUACAUUGGAUUAAGAGGCAGAGACUUUCCACAGCUCCUGGACCAAGCGCCCGUCUGUUCCCCUGAGACACUCUGACUUGUUUCCCACCUUGCGACUCGCAGGGAUGGAGAGUGAGCUGAGGCCCAGGCUCUGUUUCCUCACCAAAGGAGAGCGCGGAUACGGCUUUCACCUGCACGGUGAGCGGAAUAGAGGAGGACAGUUCAUACGCAAAGUGGAGCCCGGCUCCUCGGCUGACCUGGCCGGGCUGAGACCAGGAGACCGGGUGGUGGAGGUGAACGGGGAGAAUGUGGAGAAAGAAAAUCACCAUCAAGUGGUGAAUCUUAUCCGGGAGGUGGAGCACCGCACCAGGCUGCUGGUGGUGGACAGGGACACGGACAACUACCUCCUCAGCGAAGGCCUGGCCUGCACCGAGGACCUGGCCGUCGAGAUGGGAACCCUCUCCCCUCUGCUCUCGCCCACAACCCCCCCUUCCUUUUCUCCCAUCCCCAGAGAGUGUUCACCCAUGUCACCCAACCAGACAUACUCAUUUCACCCUCCUGCUGCAGACUCACCCACUCAUGUGAUUACGCAAGGCAAGGUCAAGAGAUCCUCAGUGACAUCAAGUACAACAACUGACACAGAGCUUCAGUCGGAGCCCUCAUCAGAGUUGAGAACUGAGCUCUUCCCCCGACUGUGUCACGUUGUGAAGGGGGAGAACGGCUACGGCUUCAACCUGCACAGCAAUAAGAAGAAGCCCGGGCAGUUUGUCCGUUCUGUGGACCCUGGUUCACCUGCAGAGAGCGCAGACAUCCGGCCCGGAGACAGACUAGUGGAGGUGAAUGGAGUGAACAUCGAGGCUCUGAGGCACUCGGAGGUGGUGGCCCUCAUCAGAGCAGGAGGGGAGGAAGUCCACCUCAUCAUGGUCGACCAGGAGACGGACAGGCUCUUCCACAGACUAGGGAUCACACCCACCACCAGCAAAGUCAAAGGGGUCUAUGUGGACGAGUCGGCCUCAGAAAGUGUCCCACCCACUCCGUCUCCCACCAAUGAAAUGCCAGGCACGGAAGCACCAAUCAUCAACGUCACGCUGACAGACUCCCCCAUCACAACGGUGUCUCCGAAGUCCCGCGUCAACGGCAGCUUAGCAUCCCAGUCUUCUAGAAGCUCCACAACCCAAUCAGAGAUCAGCAGCUCAGACAUGAGCAUCCAGGUGCCUGAUGAGGACGACAGGCGCGUUUCAGACCCUUUCAUGGACAGUGGCCUGCGACUGAGCCCGACAGCUGCCGAGGCAAAGCAAAAUGCCCUCGCCGGCCGCAACAAGAAGAGAGCGCCCCCUAUGGACUGGAACAAGAGACAAGAGAUCUUCAGCAACUUCUGAAUGACAUCACGCUUGCUACCGUAGGUGUGGGCGUAAUCAUAAGGACAGUACCUACAUCUUGGAGACGCAAAUGGAACAAUGAACUGAAAAGAUUCAAAUCAAGUAGUCACCGUUACAUAGACUGUGUAACGAUUCAGGCCCGAAGGAGGUCGGUGGGUCACGUAGAGUGCGAUGGCUGAACAGAAAUGGGACGGUCUGGUCUACGGAGGAUUUCUGUGAUCUGCGUCACCAGCUCGUUCCGCCGAGCACCAGAGCUGCUGUUGGACAUGACGAGAAGUUUUAAUGCCUGUGGGGUUUUUUAAUAUGUGCAAUGUUAGCUGUUCAGUUGAGUUGAGGCCUGAUACAUUUCUAAUAAUCUGAUGUUUUGUUCUUGUUACUUGCUGAGGCCAUUAUCCCUUUGAAAAGCAGUUUGCACACUAAGCACAAUGAAUCCAGGGAUAGGUCGGCCUGAGAAGGAUUUGACGCAAUUGGCCUUCAAAUGCAGCCUCUGAUGGAGGCAGCCCCUGAAUUGGGACACAGCAGCAGUUACAUUCAUAUAGUGCAACUAAUUAUUUCUGUUCUGUGUAAAAACACAUUGUAUUUAUCUUCUCUAGAUACUAAACAAGGACAUUGAUGAUCAGGAGACCAUCAACUGAAAGACUUGUAAAUUGAACCGGUGCCUGCUCAGGACACAGUGUUUCGCUUUAUUAAAACAUAUGUCAGAGGCAUGAGGAGUAACAUGUGAGUCUACAGCGUGUGUGUUCUCCUGUUUGUGUAUCAAUCAUAUUUUUUCGGCAUGUGUCCGGUUUUGGGCCAUGUUUACUGUAGAUGACUCUUUUAUUUUUGAAGUUUUGUCUUUUUCGGUUUGAUAUGAGUUUGUCACCCUGGCGUUGUUGUCUCUACAUUAACUCCACAUCUAUCAUUUCUUGUAGGUGUUUCAAAUAAUGUUUGAAAUUACAGUGUCAGAAUACCAAUGUAAAUGCCAUGGAAAUAAUAUUGGUCAUGAAUACUCAGUAAAAAAAAAACUGGGGGAUUAUUACAGAGAAAACAUGAAGGCUGUUUAUCUUUAUUUUUGAUAGAUAAUAUUUUAAUUACAUAUUUAUUACAUAAAAGUACGUAUAAAUGUAUAUUUGGUGUUCCCUCCGAUGCUUUGCAUUUCACAACUGUUAACCCAAUUGACACUAUCACUACCUGAUAGACAUCAAAUACCAAAAGUCAAAGAAACUUGAUACUUGAUUCACAUGCUUGAAUUGUGGUGGGAAAGGGAGGGGCUUGUGAUGUCUUGCAGAAUUGUAACUCAACACGCCUUUAAUUGAAUAAUGAUGCCAUCACAGGGCUUGUAAAAAAAAAACUUAGAUAACAUUAAAAUAAAUGUUGGAAGUAGGACACUUAUUUAGUCAGGUGAUCUGUGCAUGUGCAUGUGCCUGAUCUGGUUCAACAGAACCACUGGCUAGCCUUAUGAGAAGCUUUUCAUGAAUGAUGUUGUGGGACCUGCCCUGUCAAAGAAAAGAACAUAGUCUAAGAAUCAGGUUAUGUGUGCAUAAGAGUGCAGUUAAGUCUACAGGGCCACCAGGUUCUAUUGACGUGUGUUCAUCAUCAGUUGCCAUACACCAACAGGAAGAUGUCCUUCAAGGCUAGAGAGUUUUAAUUAAUUUUAGUCAUUUUCUGAUCUGAUCAGUUCGAUCUUAGAUUUAUAUCAGAACAUAUAGUCCUUUUUCAAGUGCCGCUGAGGAAAUGUCUCUAUACCUUUCUCAGGCGGUCAAAUCCAUGGGGACAUGAACAUGACACUGAACAAUCACACCUACAGAACAGGACAAACAAGUUAAUAUCAGUUUAUACGGAAGCUAUUAAACAGAGAUGUACA